Molecule: messenger RNA, 3542 nt
Organism: Crotalus tigris (Tiger rattlesnake)
Lineage: Eukaryota; Metazoa; Chordata; Lepidosauria; Squamata; Viperidae
Gene: BMP6
Product: bone morphogenetic protein 6
Exons: 7
Coding region: 561-2093 (510 amino acids)
Biological process (GO): SMAD protein signal transduction
Cellular component (GO): extracellular region
Molecular function (GO): cytokine activity; growth factor activity
Source: RefSeq, a predicted model, not a curated record
UUUUGCCUUCUCCAGCCCUUUCCCGCCCAGCUCAUUCCUUUUUAUUUUUAUUUUAUUUCCCCCCCUCUGAGAACUUCACUCCUGUGAGGAGAAAAGGGGCUGCUCUCACUUGUUCUUGGCGCGGGAGAGGCGCAAAACACUGCCGGCUACCGGACUGACUCGGUGGAAAAAGAGAGCCCGGAGUUAGCUCCCUGAACUUGCCUGGUCGGUCCAACCUCCCGCGCAGGAGUAGCGGGAGAUGUAAUCCGGGUGCGAGAUCCAGAAGGUUUUGCACCUGGAGUUUGCAGAAGAAGGGGCCAGGAGGCCAGAACCCCUUGCGGCGGUACCCCCCAGCCCCCGGGGGCUGGUCGGAAGCUGGGAUGGGGGUCAUUGACCAGGAGGGAAGCCCCGAGCGCUUAUCUUCCCUUCCCAUGAAUUAGCACCGCUGCCACCCCCGAGGGAAACGACGGGGGAGGAGGGUGGUGGUGGUGGUGGAAGCAGAAGACGAACGAGCUCCGGCUUCCACGGCAAGACUUAGCUGUAAGUGAACGUGAAGGGCGGCGAGCAGAAGCGGGAAAGCGAUGCCGUUGAGGCUGCACUGGUUUUGGUGGUGGGCGGUGGUGUGUGGUAGCUAUUGCUGCUGUCCCCUGCCUGGGCUGCCUCUCCUCCCCGCCGCGGGGGCGCUUCUCCUGGGCAGCCGGACCGCCGCGGGCUUCAUCCCCGGGAGCGGUAAGACUCAGCCUCAGGCGCCCGUCUCCACCUCUUCCUCCCCGGCGGGCUUCCUCUACCGUCGCCUCAAGUCCCACGAGAAGCGGGAGAUGCAGAAGGAAAUUCUUUCCGUGCUGGGCUUGCCUCACCGGCCCCGGCCCGCGCACGGGCUUCAGCUGCAGCAGCCGGGAGAGCUCGAAGUUCCUCUCCCCCAGCACCGCCGGCGGCAGCAGCAGCAACAGCAGUCAGCGGCCCCGCCGGGCAGGCUUAACUCUGCGCCCCUCUUCAUGCUGGAUCUCUAUAACACACUGUCCGGCGCGGAGGAAGCGGCGGCGGCGGAAGGAGAGGACGAGCAUCGCGGCGGCGGCGGCGGCGACGACACCCGGCACACCUCCACUGCGCGACCCCUGCAGCGCAAAACUCUCCUCACCCACAACCUGGGCUCCCCCGGCAACCCUAGCCUGGCUAGCUCGCAGGACAGCGCUUUUCUCAACGAGGCGGACAUGAUCAUGAGCUUCGUCAACCUGGUUGAAUAUGACAAGGAAUUCCUGCCUUAUCAGCAUCAUCACAAGGAGUUCAAAUUUAAUUUGUCUCAGAUUCCAGAAGGAGAGGCCGUUACUGCUGCUGAAUUCCGAAUCUACAAGGACUGUGUUUUUGGAGGCUUUAAAAAUCAAACCUUUCUGAUUAGCAUCUAUCAAGUAUUGCAAGAAUAUCAGAACAGAGAUUCAAACUUGUUUAUGCUGGACACCCGAAUAGUAUGGGCCUCAGAAGAAGGAUGGCUAGAAUUUGACAUCACUGCUACUAGCAACAUGUGGGUGAUAAACCCUCAGCAUAAUUUGGGACUCCAGAUGAGUGUGGUGACUAGAGAUGGUCUCAGUAUAAACCCUAGAGAAGCAGGACUAAUAGGUCGAGAUGGCCCUUAUGAUAAACAGCCUUUCAUGGUGGCUUUUUUUAAAGUGAGUGAAGUUCAUGUUCGGACUGUUAGGUCAGCACCCAGCAGACGCAGGGACCAGAGCAGAAACCGCUCCACACAACCACAAGAUGUUUCCAGGACAUCCAGUAUCACAGAUUAUAACAGCAGCGACCUAAAAACAGCUUGCAGAAAGCAUGAACUUUAUGUUAGCUUCCAAGACUUGGGAUGGCAGGAUUGGAUAAUUGCACCAAAGGGUUAUGCAGCAAACUACUGUGAUGGAGAAUGCUCUUUCCCUCUCAAUGCUCAUAUGAAUGCCACAAAUCAUGCCAUUGUGCAAACUUUGGUUCACCUAAUGAAUCCGGAGAAUGUUCCUAAACCAUGUUGUGCUCCUACAAAACUUAAUGCAAUUUCAGUUCUUUACUUUGAUGACAAUUCCAACGUCAUUUUGAAAAAAUACAGGAAUAUGGUGGUAAGAGCUUGUGGGUGUCACUGACAAAGUAUCCUUACAAGAAGCAGCAAAGGAAAAUCUAAUGCUUCUGGAAUAGCAUUUGUGCCUUCAGAAGGAAUAAUGAAAAGCAAAGAAUUCUGUUACUACUUGUUAAGUAUUUGCACAGUCAUUGCUUUUUGAUCUUAUAAUUUUAAAUAGGCCAGAGCAAGUUAUAAAAUAUGAAUCCUGUGAAUAUAGACUGAUCUGACAAAAGUAACCUGAUGUUUCAACUACAUUUCAGUCUUACUAAACAAGCAUCCCUCACAUUUUGGAUAAUAUCUCAAGAAGAAAACAGGAAUCUAUCUAAGGAAUAAAAAGCACAAUUUUAACUUGAAAUUACAACCACAUAGAUAUUAACAAAACUAUCUUUGCUUACCCUUAAGGCAUAAAAACCGAAUAUGUGAGAUCCUGGAAACUACUGCAAGAAAAUGUCUUCUGUUUUGAUGAACUGUUUCACUUAAAUUGCUUCCUUUAGAAGCUAAAGACAGCUUUUAUACACUAUCCUUUCAAAUAAAAAAGAACUGGUCAUAUGUCUCUUAAUCUGAUUAGGGCAACCUUCUUUGAGCUACCAUUUUGGGGAUAAGGGGUUGUUUUGGAGGCAAGCUUAUCAGACAGAUAGGAAGAUGCUUCUGUGUUAUUUUCAAAAGCAUUUCCUACAGUUACAUUCUAUUGCUAAUCCUAACCAACUUUCUUAGUAUUUUGGCAGCACCAUGACCAAAUGUGCACAUGAACCCAAAAUCUAUUCCUCAGACAAAAAACAUGUAACUCCACUGGACAUAUGGAGGAACUGAGAAGUUUCAAACUACAUGUUUUUCAAAAAAUCUGGUUUCCUCAAAUGGGAAAGAAAAUGAAUCAUACUAAGUUUACUAAAGAAGAGACAUUUACCCGAUUGCUCUUCAGAAUAAUGUAAGUUGACAAGAUGAAACUGAGACAAAGCUGCAGUCAGAGAAGUAGAACUGCUUUACAUUUACUCAUAAUAAUGGGGCAUAUCCUUAGUUUGAGAAAAAUACAUUCAAAUGAUAUAUGAUACUUAUUCUAAGGUCAGAUUCCAGAUAAAUGCCCAGGCAAAAUUUCAACAAAGUGCACUUCCCUUUGACUACUUUUCAUUUUAAGAAGAUUUUUGUAAAUAACUAAAGGUAUAAUUUAUUGCAGUCAUCAGAUAUAUUAACCUUGAUGUAUUAUUUAGUAAGACCAUCAUUUUUUUAAAAAAAUUUAUUCAGAAAUUGUGUAAACAAUUGUACCACUUGAUUUUGUACAAGAAACUCAUGAAUUACAACUUAGCCAGCUCAUAAGAUUGUGCUUCUUUAGGUUUUUAAAAUGAAUAAAAACUCCUUUUAAGGCAGAAAUAUGUGUUGAUUUCUCUGCCAUAUGUGAUUAGCCCUUUCAGUUAACUUCCAUAAUUCACAAAUGUUUUUUCCAGCUUUGUUCUGGACAAAUUCUCUAGCCUUCCAAAAA